AUGGAAAAUAACCAGCAAAAAAGAUUGCCAUGGAACUCUUCGCGGAGCCUGCGCUUGCACCAAUCAAAUUCGACGCCAACUAACUCUGCAAAUCUUCCAUUCCAAUUCAAGCAUGGUAGUGGCGAGAAGGUUUUCCGCAAUCUGCAAGACAAAGUAAGCCGAUCAACAGAAGCAAGGGCAAACGCGGCAAGAGGAGAGACAGAGAAGAGGCACUGUUUGGCUUGGUAUUUAAUGGGGCGACCAUGGGCCUGCUGCUUUGUAGGUCGAGUCUACGAAGGCCAUCGGGAGCCCAACCCGUCACAGAGAACUGGAGAGAAAAUGGAAAGCCCGUCAACAAGCAAUGCUGACCCCUUUCACUCUGGGGGAUCAAAUGGAAACAUGGACAGUUUAAAGGAUGGAGAUACUGCCAAUGUCAUAAUGAACCACGACUUCUCCAAAGGGUUGGAUUCAUGGCAUGCCAACUGCUGUGAUGCCUUUGUGGUUUCGCCUCAGUCUGGUCAUAGAGAAGGAUUAGCGUCAAAGUCAAGUGGCAAUUAUGCUGUUAUCUCAAACCGCAAGGAAUGUUGGCAGGGUUUGGAACAAGAUAUAACAGGGAGAAUUUUCUCAGGUUCUAACUAUACAGUUCUUGCUAGUGUUGGUGUCUCGGGUCCCAUUCAGGGUCUUGCCAAUGUCCAGGCCACGCUGAAGCUAGAAUACAGAGAUUCUGCUGCUAGCUAUUUGUUCAUUGGAAGAACUUCUGUUUCCAAGGAGCAGUGGGCGAAAGUAGAGGGCACAUUUUCACUCUCAGCUCUGCCUGAACGGGUUGUAUUUUAUUUGGAAGGACCCUCUCCUGGAGUAGACCUCCUAAUUGAGUCAGUUGUCAUCUCCUGUCCAAACACCAGUACAAGUGAUAGUAUGGGCAGAGAAUGCAUUGCUGAUGGAAAUGAGAACAUUAUAUUAAACCCAAGUUUUGAGGAUGGCCUUAAAAAUUGGUCUGCAAGAGGCUGUAAGAUUGUCUUACAUGACUCUAUGGGGGGUGGGAAAGUCCUGCCACAAUCUGGAAACUGCGACAGAACGCACACAGACCUGGAAUGGAUUCAGCAGGAGAUAACUGGGAGAGUGCAGCGGAAGCUUGCAUAUGAGGUUAUUGCUGUAGUUCGAAUAUUUGGUAACAAUGUCAGUACUGCUGAUGUACGGGCUACAUUGUGGGUUCAGACACCAGAUUUCCGAGAACAAUAUAUAAGCAUUGCCAAUGUAUAUUUGUAUGACAAAAUGACCUUUUUAAAUGUUGAGAAUCUGCUGCAUUCCAUGAAGCUUGCAACAGACAAAGAAUGGGUACAAUUGCAGGGAAAAUUUCUUCUGAAUGGUAAUCCAUCAAGGGUGAUAAUUUAUUUGGAAGGUCCACCUGCGGGCAUUGAUAUUCUUCUGAAUAGUUUGAUUGUAAAGCACGCUGAGAAAUUCCCUCCAUCACCUCCUCCACCAAUUGAGAAUGCAGCAUUUGGUGUAAACAUAAUCACCAACAGCAGUCUCAGUGAUGGCACCAAUGGGUGGUUUCCUCUAGAUAAGUGUCGGAACUGGUUCACCACAUAUACUGCCUCCAUGGCAAGAGACUCCCUUGGACCUCAUGACUCUCUAAGUGGUCGCUAUAUUCUUGUGACCAAUCGCUCUCAGAUUUGGAUGGGUCCUGCUCAAAUAAUCACCGACAAAGUGGAACUUUAUUUGACAUACCAAGUAUCUGCCUGGGUUCGACUUGGCUAUGGGGCAGCUGGACCUCAGAAUGUCAAUAUCGCACUCAGUGUGGAUGGUCAGUGGGUCAAUGGAGGUCAAGUUGAGAUCAAUGAUGAUAGAUGGCAUGAAAUUGGUGGGUCUUUUAGAAUCGAGAAGAAACCAGAUAGGGUGAUGGUUUAUGUGCAAGGUCCUGCUCCUGGUAUUGACAUGCUGAUUGCUGGGCUUCACAUUUUCCCAGUUGAUAGGCAGGCAAGGUUUAGAUAUUUGGAAAUUCAGACUGACCAGUUGCGUAAGCGUGAUGUCAUCUUGAAAUUGUCUGGAUCAGACUGCAGUCUGUUUGGUACCUUUGUGAAGGUCAGACAGGUGCAGAACAGUUUCCCCAUUGGCUCAUGCGUGAAUAGGACAAACAUAGACAAUGAAGAGUUUGCUGAUUUUUUCACCAAAAACUUCAACUGGGCUGUCUUUGGAAAUGAGUUAAAGUGGUAUUGGACAGAGCCACAGCGAGGUAACUUCAACUACAGGGAUGCUGACGAGCUCCUAAACUUCUGUGAGAGCCAUAACUUUGAAACUCGUGGUCACUGCAUAUUCUGGGAGGUCGAGAGCACAGUUCAGCCAUGGGUACGAGCUCUGAACAAAAAUGACUUAAUGAUAGCCGUUCAAAAUCGUCUCACGGGCCUCCUCACCCGUUACAAGGGGAAGUUCAAGCACUAUGAUGUGAACAAUGAGAUGCUUCACGGUUCAUUCUAUCAGGACCAUUUGGGUAAGGAUAUCCGGUCAAAUAUGUUCAAGAUUGCUCAUCAGCUAGACCCAUCUGCAACUCUAUUUGUCAAUGAUUAUCACAUUGAAGAUGGGUGUGAUUACCGAUCUUCUCCUGAAAAGUACAUUCAACAAAUCCUUGAUCUUCAAGAACAGGGUGCUCCAGUGGGAGGGAUUGGCAUUCAAGGACAUAUAGGCAGUCCUGUUGGGCCUAUUGUUUGCUCUGCAUUGGAUAAACUGGGAAUUCUUGGCCUUCCUAUCUGGUUUACUGAGCUUGAUGUGUCUUCCACUAAUGAGUAUGUCAGGGCAGAUGACUUGGAGGUGAUGCUUCGGGAAGCCUUUGCUCAUCCCGCAGUGGAAGGUAUAAUGUUGUGGGGAUUCUGGGAGUUGUUUAUGAGCCGAGAUAAUGCACAUUUGGUUGAUGCAGAGGGGGAGAUUAAUGAAGCUGGACGAAGGUACCUGGCUUUAAAGGAAGAGUGGUUAUCCCAUUGUCAUGGGCACGUGGACGAGCAAGGACACUUCGAGUUUAGAGGGUUCCAGGGAACGUAUGAAGUGGAAAUCGUUGCUUUCUCAAAGAAAGUUUCCAAGACCUUUGUCGUUGAGAAGGGUGACUCCCCGCUGGUUGUGUCCAUAGACCUGUAG
Thlaspi arvense is the source of this 3105-nucleotide messenger RNA. The record is from the annotation of a GenBank genome assembly. NCBI's taxonomy places the organism in Eukaryota, Viridiplantae, Streptophyta, Magnoliopsida, Brassicales, Brassicaceae.